CAACACAGUUCCAUUAGUUUUCUUUGUAGCCUCGUUUGAAUGUCGCGGUUGCGCACAUUUGUACGGAAUGGGGUGAGUUUACGUUACAGUACUCAGCUAACGUUAGCUAGUUUAGAUAGCUAUUCAGCUCAUCCCAACUAAGCUAAUGCGUCAGAUGGUUAGUAGUGCAAGUCUGGAAUUACUCUACCAACGAUUUGGAAACCAAAAAUGCUUACGGUCAAUACACGAAGCGAUUCCUCGUCUCUGUGUGCUGUUAAAUAUUAACCGCCGACUUCUGCCGAUGCAUGAACUCAGUCUGACAACUCUCGAUAACGUCCCCAUGGCCAUGUUGGUUAUUGGUUAUAUCACGCUGCUGCUGUAGGGAAAUGUAGUUCCAUUACGCAAGAUACGUGUAGUUGUUAUAUUGGGUUGCUUGCUUAGUUUUCUUCUAUACUUUUUCAGGAAAGGGCACAUUUUUCUCGUUAUUUAAUUAAAAUAUAACUUAAGGUCGAUUGUUUGCCUAAACCAGAUACAUUAAGGGGGCAUAAACAGAUAAACAAACUAAAACUAAAAUAGUUUCUACUGCAUAUGCCUUUGACGUAAGCCACCAGCGCGGGAGUUCUUCGUCAUUCAGUCCUUCUUUUUGCAGUGUUCUGAGUUUUAUGGUUCCGACCACUUCGAUUUGCAUCGUUAUAACGUACCAGCAUGGCACCUAAAAUGAGAACCCGUGGAACCACAAGAACACUACAAUCCAGCAACGAUGAAGAGACAAAAACUAAUGCCCACAGUGAGGACUCCCCAUUGGAGGUUGGUCAGGCAGUCAGGGGGAAGAGGAAAGGUUCUGGAAAGACUGGAAAACAGGAGAGUUCAAAGGCAAAAAAAUCCCCUGUACAACCACAGUAUUGUCACUGGCUGAUGAAGUCAGAGCCAGAGAGCCGCUUGGAAAAUGGCAUAGAUGUCAAGUUUGGGAUCGAGGAUCUGAAGACUCUUCCCAACCAAACUGGGUGUUGGGAUGGUGUUCGGAACUAUCAAGCCCGUAACUUCAUGCGAGACAUGAAAGAGGGGCAGCAUGCAUUCUUCUACCACAGCAACUGCAAGGAGCCUGGAAUAGCUGGAGUUAUGAAGAUUGUAAAGGAGUCCUAUGUGGACCACACUCAGUUUGACAAGAAAGAUGUCCAUUACGACGCCUCCAGCAAGGCAGACAACCCCAAAUGGAGUAUGGUUGAUGUCCAGUUUGAGAGGAUGUUGAAGCGCUUCAUUCCUCUGUCUGAGUUGAAGAAGAUCCACCUGCAGCACAAGGCCAAAGGCGGGUCCCUGAAUGGCAUGGCUCUCUUCACCAGGGCCAGGCUGUCUGUCCAGCCCCUCACCAGUGAGGAAUUUGAAUUUGUCCUGAGUUUGGAGGACAAUGACCCACUGUGAAGAUUUUGACAAGAUGACCUGGAGAGAAGUUUUCCUGUCUUGUGUAUGAUGAUGCUGCUGAUAAUGUUUACUGUAGGUGAGAUCUAUUGAACCAUUAUGCUUGUAUUAAAUGAAAAUUGUCUCAAGGUUUCUGUUUGUCAAGAGACAGCCUGGAGUUUAUUUCUAAUAUUAAAGAGGUAUUAUUGACAGUU
This is a messenger RNA of Oncorhynchus gorbuscha (pink salmon), 1589 nucleotides long. RefSeq names its product thymocyte nuclear protein 1 (gene thyn1). Bases 685 to 1398 code for a protein of 237 amino acids. Gene Ontology annotation, cellular component: nucleus. The record is from RefSeq and is a predicted model, not a curated record. NCBI's taxonomy places the organism in Eukaryota, Metazoa, Chordata, Actinopteri, Salmoniformes, Salmonidae. The transcript is spliced from 7 exons.